This is a messenger RNA of Rhinichthys klamathensis goyatoka, 2628 nucleotides long. RefSeq names its product nectin cell adhesion molecule 4a (gene nectin4a). Gene Ontology annotation, cellular component: adherens junction. NCBI's taxonomy places the organism in Eukaryota, Metazoa, Chordata, Actinopteri, Cypriniformes, Leuciscidae. The transcript has 11 exons. Bases 300 to 2183 code for a protein of 627 amino acids. Gene Ontology annotation, biological process: heterophilic cell-cell adhesion; homophilic cell-cell adhesion. The record is from RefSeq and is a predicted model, not a curated record.
CUAUUAAUUGAUAUCGUUUCCUCUUUUUUUGUAGGCUACUUCAAAUGAAUUAGUCGAUAUAUCUCAGAUGCUAAACACAGAGUGAUUUUGUUUUUCUGCACUGGAUCUCCACAACGUGAUCUUCAUAAUAUAUGGGAGUCUCCUCUCCUCUUCUCCAACAUCUAUGAUCGAUUGGAUUGAUUGGGAAUACAACUAGCUCUUGACAGAGACACUGUUUUGGUCUUUUAAUAAUGACCAUCACAUUGAGAUCGCCAAACUGAUAACUUGGGCUCAGGUGAAAGUCUGAACUGGAGGACGAUAUGAAGACAGUUUCAUAUAUUCUUGCUGCGAUGAUCUUCUGGAACUCAGCAGCCUGUGUAAGUGGAGAACAAGAACCGUUUCUUGAGCCCUCGAAGAGCCCCUGGGAUCUGCAGUCUUUGGGAGAGGAGGAAACACGGUUACCCUGUCGAUUCAAUGUGUCGGACAGUGAGACUCAGGUGGUGCAGGUGACGUGGAUUCGGCAGAACUCAAAUGGAGCUGAAGAACAGAUCAUCACUGUUCAUUUCAGUGAAGGACAGACAGAAAACCCUGCAUAUUCAGGGCGUGUGCGAUUCGAGACCAACAACCCAAUAGCAGACUCUGCUCUGAUUAUUAUGCGCACAAGUUCUGCAGAUGAGGGCAAAUACACCUGCAAAGUCGCCACCUUCCCCUCUGGAAACUUUGAGACGGUGAUUUCCCUCACAGUGUGGACUAAACCCAUCACUUCCCUGGAGGAAUAUGUCAUGGUUGAGGGCCAGUCAUUCCGUCCGGCUGCUACAUGCCGCUCGAUGGCUAAGCCAAUGGCAGGCCUCUCCUGGGACACAGACCUCUCGGGUCAGAGCCAGAACCUUAGUUUGGAUGGUAUGGUGGCCUCAAUCCAGUUUUCCCUCCACCCUCUCCGUAGCAUGAACGGAAGGAAGCUAGACUGUCUGGUCUGGCAUCCAUCUCAAAACACCCCCCAGAGGAUCUCCAGUAAACUUACAGUGCACUACCCUCCGAAUGCACUGAUAUCUGGCUACGAGGACAGCUGGCAUGCUGAAAUGCAAGGUGCGACGCUACAGUGCAAUGGCGAAGGAAAUCCAAAACCUCACCGAUUCAACUGGACGAGGAAAGGUGAAGCUCUACCAGAGGGUGUGACGGUGGACGGUGGCACUCUGAGCUUUUCCAGGCCCCUUCUCCAGACAGAUCAAGGGGAUUACAUCUGCACCACCACCAAUCUGGUGGGAUCUGGAAAAGCUGAGAUUUCAAUAACUAUAUUAGAGUUGCCUCUUAAGGAAACAUCAGUGAACUACAUGAUGAUGAUCAUUAUUGCCGGUGUUGCUGCAGCGGUUGUUCUCACUCUUAUCGUAAUAAUCAUUUCUGUAAACCGCCACUAUAAACGCAAGAAUAAACAGCUGGCCAUAGAGCUGAAUGAAAAAAAGGAGGAAAUCAGCACUCUGUCAAGACAAGCCUCGUUUAGAAGAGUGAACUCGAGCAGCACAGACAACAGAUACUCGGAGGAAAAUCAUCCUUUAAGAGUUGAAGGGACGAUACGCACAAGUCUCUCCUCACUGGAUCGUCCUCGCUCCAGGGAUAGUCGUUCCACGCUGGAACGUUCCACGGUGGACUCACUCGGUCGCCCUGCAAUUUUUAACUCGUCCAGACGAGGUCAAAACAAACUGAUCGAGAGAUCUGACAGAGAAUCCACUCGAAUGAUGAUGAUGGAGUCUUAUGACGAGGACAGUAACAUGUCACAGGAAACCCAGCUUCUCCCUCCUCUCCACCCCUCUUCUUAUUCAAUGGACCAGGCCGUUGAAAUGGUCCGAUCUCGGAACGGCAGUGCCAUUCUCCCUGCAGAGGGGAGGCCGCAAUCAGGAGGAAGCAGCAGAGGGCAUCACUCGCCUAUGGUAUCCACCUACCCGACUCUUACAGACGAAGAGGAAGAAGAUUCUGUUAGCCCUGCGGAUUCAGGAGUGCACAGAGGUUUAAUGGAGCACGACGCUUUUGAAAACGGCAGCAGCGAGACGGCGAGUUCACAGAUAUCGGAGGCGCUAUCCAACCAUUUUGAGCGCACUAAUGGCACACUACGGCCCAAGUCGAAACCCAAUAACAUCCUGCUCCCGGCCAAAACAACACUUUUCCUCUCACCGCAUAGCCCAACUAUGCACAAAGCUCAGAUCGUUUAGAGUGUUUGUAUGGAAGCGUCUUGCGUUAGAAGAGAGCUGAAUUUAACGCCAUUUAAACUCAGUUGAUGUUACAGGAGAAUGUGCUAUUAUGUAAAUUCACUCUUCCAAGGGCUGUCUUGACAAUAACUAACCCAUAAAAAUGGAUAUAUGAACUUGUAUAUGAGUACAUUCCCAAGGUGGCAAAAACAUGGACAGAACUAUCAGGCCAUCAUCAUCUAACCAAACUCAAACCUGAAAAACAAUACCAGCAUUACUCACAUAGUUCCUCAGAUAGUUGCAUAAUCCGGUGUGUAUUCUGAAACUGGGACGACUGAGCAUUAUGGGGCACAGCGUGUGUUUCAGGUACAGAUUAACUCGAGACCACCGGAGUUGAGCUUCACUGUGUGACCAGGGAAUGGAAUUACGAUCUUUUUUUAUUAUUAUUGCAACAUAAGGCUUCACUUGA